UCUAAACUAAUCACAGGGCACCACCACACAACACCACGCUCACCGAUCACAUCGAUCGCCUCCCGUUCUCGUCCCCUUCCCCCGUCCCCUCCGUCUCGCCGGGAAUGCAGAGCGAUGAGGCGGCGACCAGGCACUGACGUCGCCGUCCAGCGCAAGCUGCGCGUCGGCCGCACCUGCCACCGGAAGCACGUCGAGGACGGGUAGAGUGGCCGGAUCUCUGCUCCUACAGUUCGAUUGCCAGGUAGAUUGUCUUCAACACCGAUUUCUUGGGAGAGGGAAGGGGGGCGAAUCGAGAGAUCGGGAAUGGCGGGUUCGGCGGAGGGGAAGAAGGGCGGGGUGCUGCAGGGGCGCUACGAGAUGGGCCGCGUGCUCGGCCACGGCAACUUCGGGCGGGUGCACAUCGCGCGGGACCUGAGGACCGGGCGGGCCGUGGCGGUCAAGGUGGUUGCCAAGGACAAGGUGGUGCGCGCCGGCAUGGUGGAGCAGAUCAAGCGGGAGAUCGCCGUCAUGAAGCGGGUCUCCCACCCCAACAUCGUCGAGCUCCACGAGGUCAUGGCCACGCGCUCCAAGAUCUACCUCGCCCUCGAGCUCGUCCGCGGCGGGGAGCUCUUCUCGCGGAUCGAGCGCUCCGGCCGCGUCACGGAGGACGUCGCGCGCCGCUACUUCCGCCAGCUCAUCUCCGCCGUCGACUUCUGCCAUGCCCGCGGCGUCUACCACCGCGACCUCAAGCCGGAGAACCUGCUCCUCGACGAGGCGGGGAACCUCAAGGUCGUCGAUUUCGGCCUCAGCGCGCUCGCCGACCAGGCCCGCGCCGACGGGCUUCUCCACACCCUCUGCGGCACGCCGGGCUAUGCUGCGCCGGAGGUGCUCCGUGACAAGGGCUACGACGGCGCAAAGGCCGACCUCUGGUCCUGCGGCGUCAUCCUCUACGUGCUCCUCGCCGGAUCCCUCCCGUUCCCGGACGACAACGUUGUUACCAUGUACAAGAAGGCGCAGCGCGGUGACUACCGAUGCCCGCCGUGGUUCUCGACGGAUGCGCGCAGGCUCAUUCCCAAACUGCUCGACCCCGACCCCGACACCCGCAUCACCGUCGCGCAGCUCGUGGAGACGCCGUGGUUCAAGAAGGCGUCCAUCGCCAAGCCCCUAAGUCUUGAGCCGCCAGCAUGCGUGAAGGAUGCCGCCGACAAGGACGAACCCGAGGCGCUGAACGCGUUCCAUCUGAUAUCCCUCUCCGAGGGAUUCGACCUCUCGCCACUGUUCGAGGGCCACCCGGCAAGCCGGCGGCGGGAGGGCGGCAUGCGGUUCGCGACGCGGGAGCCAGCACGGGGCGUGGUCUCCCGUCUCGAGGAGGUCGCUGCGCGUGGAGGCGGGCGGAUGCGGGUGACCAAGAGCAGCCCGGGGGGCGUGCGCCUGGAGGGCGCGGAACGCGGCGGGCGCAAGGGCCGGCUCGCCGUGGCCGCCGAGAUAUUCAGCGUGGCUCCUUCGGUGCUCGUGGUCGACGUCAAGAAGGACGGCGGCGACACCCUCGAGUACCUCUCGUUCUGCUGUGACGAGCUCCGGCCAGCCCUCCAGGACAUUGUCUGGGCUGCCGACCCUCCGGCGUCUGUCGCCAUCGCCGUCUGACGCUGCAGUACCAUGUUUCUUUUCUGUUGUUCUUGAUUCGGUAGUGACGGGAGUGAAGUAAGCAGCAUGUUUAUGUUAGUCUGGUCAGUGCGAAGAAGAAGAAUCAGCUCUGCCUUCCCUGAAGGAUUUCAUUUUGUUGCAUAAUUGUAUUGUUUUUGUUACAUCUGAAUAUCAUGUGUGUGUCAAAGCUUGCCUGCAUGAUUGCUGUUCCUUAUGCGAUUGUUUGACAGUGUGGAUUAACAUAAGAGG
Molecule: messenger RNA, 1872 nt
Organism: Triticum urartu
Lineage: Eukaryota; Viridiplantae; Streptophyta; Magnoliopsida; Poales; Poaceae
Product: CBL-interacting protein kinase 6-like
Biological process (GO): signal transduction; protein phosphorylation
Molecular function (GO): protein serine/threonine kinase activity; ATP binding
Source: RefSeq, a predicted model, not a curated record